Molecule: messenger RNA, 3011 nt
Organism: Cuscuta campestris
Lineage: Eukaryota; Viridiplantae; Streptophyta; Magnoliopsida; Solanales; Convolvulaceae
Source: the annotation of a GenBank genome assembly
AUUUUGUUUGAGAGGCUCUCUCCGUACAUUUGUUUUUUAGUGUAGAUUUUUUUUGUUGGUUCUGACUUUGACUUUUCUCAUCCUCUCUCCUCUCUCCCUGUCAAGAGUCCUCAAGACCUCCAUUUGAGCUUGGGGUUAUUUAUGUCUGAUCGCAAUGGUCGAAACUCUGCAAAAAGUUGGAGUCUUUGCAGUUCUUGAUUUCUGGGAACGCGAGAAGAAAUAAUAUAUUAGUGUUUAUUUGAGAAAAAUUGGUUCAGUGGACUUCUAUCAUUCCAUCAGUUGAAAUUGGAGGGGCUAAUUUGGAAAUGAGGAAGAGUAGGAGGACUUACAGUGUAAGUGAAGCUAUGGAGUUCUUGACUAACUUGUUGGCAGAGAAGCCCUUACUUCCACUCUCGAUUUUAUCUUUCUUUUUGGUUUGGGGAAUUGAGAAGUGGUUUUUCGCUCUUACCAAUUGGGUUCCUCUUGCUAUUGCUCUAUGGGCUUCUUUUCAGUAUGCAAGUUUUAAAAGGCACAUUCUUGAAGAAGACUUGAAUAAGAAAUGGAUGCAGACAUUGCUACAUAAUUCGCAAACCACACCUUUGGAGCAAUGUGAGUGGUUAAACAAACUACUAUUGGAGAUUUGGCAGAAUUACAUUGGAAAAAGGCUUUCUUUGAGGUUUGCUCACAUGGUUGAGAGACGCUUGAAACACCGGAAGCCAAGGAUCAUUGAAAAAAUUGAAUUACAAGAAUUUUCCCUAGGCUCUCGUCCUCCACUCCUUGGGAUUCAUGGAACUAGGUGGUCAACAUCAGGUGAUCAGAAAAUCCUACAUAUGGGCUUUGACUGGGACACUGAUGAUAUAAGUGUACUAUUGCUGGCUAAGUUAGAAAAGCCGUUGAAGGGAACUGCCAAGAUAGUGGUUAACAGCCUCCACAUCAAGGGCGAUCUUCAAUUGAUUCCAGUUCUUGAUGGAAGGGCAAUCUUAUACUCUUUCAUCUCAGCUCCAGAAGUUAGGAUUGGCGUUGCAUUUGGAAGUGGCAGUAGCCAGUCUUUUCCGGCAACUGAACUGCCAUGGGUUUCUGCUUGGCUGGUUAAGGUUGCAACUGAUUUGUUGGUAAAAAGGAUGGUUGAGCCUCGACGCAAUUGUUUAGCUUUACCUGCAGUGAACUUAGAGAAAGAUGUUGUUGGAGGUGUACUAUGUGUUACUGUUAUAUCUGCAAGCGGAAUAUCGAAGGAGAAAACAAGCUCAGGGGCUACCAAUGACAAUCUUCUUGAAUCUAAAAAAAUUCAGACAUUUGUGGAGGUUGAACUUGAGGAAUUGAGUAGAAAAACAGAAGUUAGAACAGGUUCGUGUCCAAAAUGGGACUCGAAAUUCAACAUGACCCUACAUGAUAACACGGGAAUCCUCAAGUUCAAUCUUUAUGAGUGCAAUUCUGACAGUGUCAAUUUUGAUUAUCUAACAAGCUGCGAAGUUAAGAUGAGAUAUGUCUCGGAUGAUUCAACGAUAUUUUGGGCGACCGAUGGUGAGUCUGCAAUCACUAGGCAUGCUGAGUUUUGUGGCAAAGAAGUUGAAAUGGCAGUUCCGUUUGAAGGGGUUCACUCGGGGGAGUUAAGAGUAAAACUAGUAUUGAAAGAAUGGCAAUUUUCUGAUGGCUCUCACACCUCUAGAAUUUCUCACGUCGGAUCUCAACAGACACUCAGUGGCUCAUCUAACUUCCCUUCAAACACUGGAAGAAAAAUUUACGUUACUGUGAUCGAAGGUAAAAACCUUCCCUCAAAAGACCGGCGCGGAAAGUCCGGCUCUGGAACCUAUGUGAAACUGCAGUAUGGGAAGGCUCUUAAAAAAACCGGAACUGUUCAACACACAACAGAUCCAGGAUGGGACCAGAAGUUUGAGUUUGAUGAAAUCAGUGGCGGUGAAUAUCUGAGAAUAAGGUGUUUUAUUGAAGAAAGGUUUAGUGAUGAGAAUAUUGGCAGCGCACGAGUAAACCUAGAAGGGCUUGUCGAAGGGUCUCCAAAGGAUGUAUGGGUUCCCCUUGAAAAGGUUAACUCUGGGGAGUUGCGCCUUCGAUUGGAAGCAAUUCGAGCUGAUGAUCACGAAGGAUCUAAGGGCUCACAUCGUGAUGGAUGGAUUGAACUUACUCUCAUUGAGGCAAAAGACCUUAUUGUCGCCGAUCUCAGAGGUACAAGUGAUCCAUAUGUUAGAGUACAAUAUGGAAAUAUGAAGAGAACAACAAAGGUUAUUUAUAAAACUCUAACACCACAAUGGCACCAAACUUUUGAAUUUCCUGAGGAUGGUAGUCGGCUAACGUUGCAAGUGAAAGAUCGAAACCUUAUAUUCCCAGAAUCAAGUUUAGGUGAUUGUGAUAUUGAAUAUCAAAGGAUGCCUCGAAAUCAAAUGUUUGAGAGGUGGAUUCCCCUCCAAGGUGUGAAAAAGGGAGAGAUCCAUAUUCAAAUCACACGAAAAGUUCCAGACACAGAAAAGAAAUCAGGUGUAGACUCUACAUCUUCCGUAGCUAAAGCACGCCGUGAUAUUUCUAACCAGAUGAAGCAGAUGAUGAUGAAGCUGGAGUCGUUGGUGGGGGACAAUGACAUGGAAGGAGUGUCGACGACAUUGCGCGAGCUAGAAAGCCUCCACAUCACCCAAGAAGACUUCAUGGUCCAACUCGAGACCGAGCAGUCCCUCUUACUAAACAAGGUGGAUGAACUCAGCCAGGAAGUCAUGAAUUCUUCCUCACCCAAUGGCUUUGGUAGGAUCUCUACUUUUCCUUGACCAUCCCAGAAAUGGUUAAUUCUUUUGUCCCAUUGUAAUAUCAUUGUGAAUAUAUCGUAAGGAGAAAGUGUUACGUUUAUAUAUAAUACGUAGUAAUAAUAAUAACCAAGUCCAGUAGGAUCAGGGGAGGAUAUGUGUACCCAGACUUUAUCGGUACUUGGAAUGUGAAUGUUUAUAAAUGGUUUUUUUUUGUUGGUACAUAAUAGUCAUGUAACUACAAUGGGAUCUAUGUAGGGACAACAAUAUAAUGAGUAUUUUAUG